This is a messenger RNA of Aspergillus calidoustus, 395 nucleotides long. The record is from the annotation of a GenBank genome assembly. NCBI's taxonomy places the organism in Eukaryota, Fungi, Ascomycota, Eurotiomycetes, Eurotiales, Aspergillaceae.
AUGACCGGGCAGGCCCGCAUGCAGUUCCGCGGCGUGCAGGCCAGCGCCAUGGCCACCAUCCAGCAGGGCCACAGCCUGGUGGUGGCUAUCAUGCCCACGGGGGGUGGUAAAAGCAUGUUAUUCAUGUUGCCCGCGUGGGCCAUGCCCGGCGGCACCACCAUUGUGGUGGUCCCGUUGAUAUCAUUACGCCAGGACAUGGCGCGGCAGUGCUGGCAGGUUGGGGUAUCAUGCGUGGCGUGGGACUGGCAGCGGCCGCCCGACGAGGCCGCUAUUGUGUUGGUGACGCCCGAGUCCACGGUGACGAGUGAUUUCCAGUCGUUUAUCAACUAGUUGGUAAUGAUGCGGCGGUUGGACCGCGUGGUAGUAGAUGAAUGCCAUAUUAUCAUGAACCCGCA